AUGUCUGAUGUUCAAGAAGCCAGUAACCAGCUCCUGGAUGUGAAUCUUUGUGAGAACCAGAUGUCUAUACAAGUGACUGAAAGUGACCCCAGAAGUGAGUCUGAGCAUCUCCAAGUCACUAUUGGUGCCACUGUGCCUACUGGUUUUGAGCAAACAGCUGCAGAUGAAGUGAGAGAGAAAUUGGGGUCAUCAUGCAAAAUCAGCAAAGACCGGGGCAAGAUAUAUUUUGACAUUUCAGUGGACAGUCUGGCUCAGGUUCAUUGUCUGAGAUCAGUUGAUAAUUUAUUUGUGGUUGUUCAGGAGUUUAAGGAUUACCAGUUCAAAGAAACAAAGGAAGAAGUUCUAAAGGAUUUUGAGGACCUGGCUGGGAAGCUUCCAUGGUCAGACCCCUUAAAAAUAUGGAAAAUUAACACAAGUUUCAAGAAAAAAAAAACAAAGCGCAGAAAGAUAAAUCCGAAUUUAAGUAAACAGAAGAUUGAUAAUGGACGAGGAGACACAACAGUUGAGAAGGAUGUUAAAGAAUUCACUAACAGUGUCUCAGAUUCACAGACCUUAGACUAUUAUGAAAAUCCAGCCGUCAAAGAAGAGGUAUCAACAUUAAUAGGUGAUGAUUUGACAUCUUGCAAAGAUGAGACUGAGGAAAACUCAAAAGAAGAAGCUGAUCCUGAAGUGCUGAAGUUUAGAGUCACAUGCAACAGGGCAGGAGAGAAACACUGCUUUUCCUCAAAUGAGGCAGCAAGAGAUUUUGGGGGUGCUGUUCAAGAUUAUUUUAAGUGGAAGGCUGAUAUGACCAACUUUGAUGUGGAGGUUCUUUUGAAUAUCCAUGAUAAUGAAAUUGUUGUGGGCAUUGCAUUGACAGAAGAGAGUCUCCACCGAAGAAAUAUCACACAUUUUGGACCCACAACUCUUAGAUCUACUCUUGCCUAUGGGAUGCUCAGGCUCUGUGCACCUCAGCCCACUGAUAUAAUAGUUGAUCCGAUGUGUGGAACAGGGGCAAUACCAAUUGAGGGGGCUACAGAAUGGUCUAACUGUUAUCAUAUUGCUGGUGAUAAUAAUCCAUUGGCUGUGAAUAGAGCUGCAAAUAACAUCUCAUCUUUAUUGACCAAGAUCCAAGUUAAAGAAGGCAAACUGUCCUUGGGCUUGCCCAUAGAUACUAUUCAGUGGGAUAUCUGCAACCUGCCACUAAGAACUGGCUCUGUAGACAUUAUUGUAACAGACAUGCCAUUUGGAAAAAGGAUGGGCUCCAAGAAGAGAAACUGGAACCUUUAUCCAGCUUGCCUGCGGGAGAUGAGCCGUGUCUGUAGGCCAGGGACAGGCCGAGCUAUACUCCUGACUCAGGACAAGAAAUGCUUUGCCAAGGCAUUAUCUGGAAUGGGACACCUAUGGCGGAAGGUGCAUACCGUUUGGGUCAACAUAGGGGGUCUUCAUGCUGCAGUUUAUCUCCUGAAACGUACAUCUCAAAGUUUUGUUCAUCCUUCAGAACAAGAUGGAGGAAGAUGUCCUUGGUAA
Messenger RNA from Rangifer tarandus platyrhynchus (Svalbard reindeer), 1509 nucleotides. NCBI's taxonomy places the organism in Eukaryota, Metazoa, Chordata, Mammalia, Artiodactyla, Cervidae. The record is from the annotation of a GenBank genome assembly.